Magallana angulata is the source of this 2338-nucleotide messenger RNA. RefSeq lists its product as uncharacterized. Bases 69 to 2198 code for a protein of 709 amino acids. Lineage: Eukaryota; Metazoa; Mollusca; Bivalvia; Ostreida; Ostreidae. The transcript is spliced from 4 exons. The record is from RefSeq and is a predicted model, not a curated record.
GGUUGGCUGUGUUACACAUUCCAGGUGUACGUUUAUCGCCCCAGGUAAACGUCAAACUAAAAACAAAAAUGGCGGCCUCCGAUGAACGAACAAUGUCGUCGGAGGCUAUUUUGUUACAAGAAUUUGUGGAGACGUUUAAACUUCCAAAAAUCAGUAAAGUCGUGGGAGGACAUGGACUCAAUGGGGCCCCGUUUUCUGCCGGUGAUUCCCUGGUGCUGAGGACCCUGGCUGUGGAAAGUGUGGGCCUCCGAUUCUAUGAUGCGGACGCAGGGUCGAGGAGAGAGGUGAGAGUGCCCGUAGACAACAGUUUCAAAUUCCACGUAGUACAGGACUACAACUCAACGGAGCCUAAAGUCUACAAAACAGUGGCAGACUUAUUGACUGACUGUCCGACAGUUUUUAGGGCAAAUACGGAAGUGAUUACACAAAGUGGUAGUGCAUUACAAAGUGGUUGUGUUUUGAAUUUCAUUCGCAAAACGCGUUCUUUGAAUGACAUGUGCUUGUGUUUGGAGUGUAAAGAUUCUGCAGGAACGCAUCAUUUGCUGCCACUAUCAUCUCAAGGAAACUUUACAAUCGUACACGAUCCUAUAUCCUACACCCUACAGGAAAUUAUUUCUUUGGGAGCGGUGGAAAGAGUUCUUCGACUUUCAAAUGAAAAUAAGAAAUUCGCUGUCGUCAACGACGGUAGCCAACAGAUUGUUGAUGAAUUUACGCGUCAUUUACCAGUGUACGAUAAUGUCCAAAACAAAGAUGCUGCGUUAUCCCGUAUCACUGGUCUUCCGUUAACAUUUAAAGGAAUUAUUUACAUGCAGCGCCCAGACUUGUUUCUACUUGCCUCCCCAGCAGACGACACUGACGUCAGAUGGAAGAUCGCGCUAGAUUCGAAUCUUUUUUUCAAGAUUCCAGAGGAGGAGAAAAGUGUUGAAUACGGUGAACCUAUCAAACCCGAAUUAGUGCUAAAGGAAUUCGUGGAAGAAUUCGAACAGGACUUUCCUGUAGUAGCCCAAGUUGGUUAUUGUGACCAACUGCAUGAAAAGUUCAAAGGAUACUUGUCAGCGGGUAUGGAAAUUCUUGUACAUAGAAUUGAUAAAAUUGAGAAAAUGUUGUGCAGUAUUUCUGGUGAUAAAUUCUUAGUCAGUGACAGAGUAAAAGGCAGGUUGAGGAAGUCUUUAAGGCGAUUUAAGUCAUUAUCCGAGCUAGUGUCACUUGACUUGAAAAAAGAAGUGUCAAUUAAAAUGAUGGAAGAUAUUGCUUCCGAUGUACCAGAGCAUUUCUCUUUAAAAGCAGGAGAUGUACUUGUUUUUAAGAAUUUUAAUGUUUCUACAGUGAAUAUUAAACUUGGAAAAAAAUCCUACGAGAAGUGUCAGGUUAUACUAUGUGAAAAAGUUCUCGAGGAUGAGACAAGACAGAAACUGCAGUUACCAUUGGACCUUGAGGCGGAUUUUAUUCAGUUACCCAGUCCUGGCGAGGAAUCGGGGUUCGACAUUAAUGUAGUGUUGUCUAAGUCUGUCAAUGUGCCACUGACGGUGGAUUUUAUUCCGACAUCCAACACAGAAACUUGCUUACUGCCCAAUGAUUGUGAAAUUGAAAUAGAGAAUAUUGUGACGGACUCCGUUUUGGUUCUCUCCCCUUUGCCUCACCGGGAAGACCGUAGGGAAUCGGGAAUAAGCGCGCGCUUAAAGUUCUGUCUUCUGCUUCCUCUCAGAAGUGACAUUUCUCUGAGAUUGGAAGACAAAUUGCAAUUCCCAUCAAAUUACUUCAUUUUUCCAAGACGACACAAAUGGAUAGAGGAAGAGGUCGAGUGCCUUUCCGAGGGCGAAUACGGGUAUUUGACCAAAUACAGUGACAGUGCUUAUGAGGACUAUGCAUUUCGACAAACGUUGUCUGAAUGCAAUAUCCACGAUUACAGCGAAGUACAAUCUGAAAAAAUCUCGAAGAAAAAAAGCAAGAGGUUGAAGAAAAAGAUUCGUUCUGUAACAGAACUUCAGCUGGACAAGAUUGACCUACAAAAGGUUGCGUCCUCCCCCGGGCGAUUGAUGACCGGCAGCGAAAGUGACCUUGUACAGCAUGCCGUGAAGAAUGAGGAUGAUGAAAACAUAUACGAGACGUUUGACCCUAGUAAACGGAGGAAAGAACGGAGAAAGUCAGAAACUUCAUUGAGAAGUCGAAUAAAGCGAAGAGUAUCAAAGAUCUUCUGACAACAGGAGGACCAAUCCAAAAUUCUUCUCCAUAACUUAUUUACCAUGUUUUAAAAUAUUUAUAAAUAAAAACCAAUUAAAAAAAUGUUUUAAAGUUUAUUGAACAUAUGGAUCUGAAACACAGUUCUUUCUCAUUUAUA